ACAAAUGGAUGAAAUAUGUUGAGAUUGUUGUCGUUCGUUCGUUCGACGAGACUCUCGGCAUCAUGGCUUCAGCGAAAUUUGAGCUCGGGCAUCGAAUGCCGGCCAGAAUUCCAAAAAACUGUAAAGAAAAAAACGAAAAAGGAAGAGUCGCCGCCAGUCGAUCCAGCAGUUCUAGCGGACGCGGCGAGCGCUAGCGAGUGUAAAAAAGUUGCUGCCCCGCCGAGUCGGAAGACCACGGAAAGAAAAAAGGUUCGAGUGUACAGAUGGAACCCAGAGGAAAAUAACAGAAGACCCUGGAUGCAAGAAUUUUCGAUAGACCCGAACGAAUGCGAUGGAACAAUGGUUCUCGACGUUCUGACGACUAUAAAAGCCCGGCACGAUCCCACUUUGUCUUUUCGCAGAUCAUGCCGCGAGGGAAUCUGUGGAAGCUGUGCUGUUAACGUCAACGGUAUCAACGUUCUCGCUUGCAUAACAAAAUUCGAUCCAAAUCCACGAAAACCUCUCAUUAUUUAUCCGCUCCCUCAUGCCUACGUGAUCCGAGAUUUAGUGCCUGAUUUGAGUCUGUUUCUCGACCAGUACAAAGCGAUCGGUCCCCAUCUCGAUCGCAAGUCUGACGGCAAGAUAACGGGUAAACGACAAUUGUUACAGAGUCAGCGCGAUCGUCAAAAACUCGAUGGCCUCUACGAGUGUAUUCUUUGCGGAUGUUGCUCUUUUUCCUGCCCUCCUUAUUGGUGGCUCGGUGACAAAUAUCUCGGCCCUGCUGUUCUCUUGCAGGCGUACAGAUGGAUCAUCGAUUCUCGAGAUGAGGCCCACGCCGAGCGACUCUCCAAGCUCCGUGACUUUUAUUCCGUCUUUCGUUGUCAGACAAUCUUCAAUUGCACGAAAACGUGUCCAAAGGGUUUAAAUCCGGGGCGAGCAAUAGCGGAGAUAAAACGCCUGUUGGUUGGCCUGGCGAGCAAGGAAAAACCGGAUUUGGAGAACCCUACAGCGGACCCGUGCGGAGACGAGUCGUCGAGCCCUUACUGUUGACGUAGCGCCACAAACAUCAUCGAGUAUCUUGGCAUAUCAUUAGCCGUGUAAACAGAAUCAUUUUGUGCGUAUGUAAACACAAUAAACUUGUUCCACUUAA
This is a messenger RNA of Venturia canescens, 1129 nucleotides long. RefSeq names its product succinate dehydrogenase [ubiquinone] iron-sulfur subunit, mitochondrial-like. Gene Ontology annotation, cellular component: mitochondrial membrane. Lineage: Eukaryota; Metazoa; Arthropoda; Insecta; Hymenoptera; Ichneumonidae. The transcript is spliced from 5 exons. The record is from RefSeq and is a predicted model, not a curated record. Gene Ontology annotation, biological process: aerobic respiration; respiratory electron transport chain; tricarboxylic acid cycle. The coding region runs from base 16 to 1029 and encodes 337 amino acids. Gene Ontology annotation, molecular function: electron transfer activity; 2 iron, 2 sulfur cluster binding.